This is a messenger RNA of Sceloporus undulatus (fence lizard), 1324 nucleotides long. It is a transcript of the gene AIMP1, whose product is annotated as aminoacyl tRNA synthetase complex interacting multifunctional protein 1. Lineage: Eukaryota; Metazoa; Chordata; Lepidosauria; Squamata; Phrynosomatidae. The transcript is spliced from 9 exons. Gene Ontology annotation, molecular function: tRNA binding. The coding region runs from base 309 to 1247 and encodes 312 amino acids. The record is from RefSeq and is a predicted model, not a curated record.
CGGGAUGUAAACGCGCAUGCGCCAAACGCACGCAAGGCUGAGGAGGUCUCUGGCGCGCGCAUACGGGCGCAUGCGCAGAAGCCGCCGGUUGGGGCCGGUGGACGAGAGGCGACGACGGGAGGCUUGUGCUUACAAAGGACAUAUUUGGCGGGAAAGAUGAAGUAGAGUUGAGGUCCUGUCUUCCACUGAAUCUUGCAGGGAGGAUCUCUGCUCUGGCUGUGCCUGUUAAAUAUCGCUCUAAUCAUGGCCAAAGCAGAAGACUGAGAGAGUCUUGACUGCUAAGCCAUAGGAUUUUAGUCCGUUCUUUGAUGAAAAUGGCAGCCAACAACGCAGUUUUGAACAGGCUGGAGCAGAAGGGUGCAGAGGCAGAUCAAGUUAUUGAAUACCUCAAGCAACAAGUUGCUCUUCUAAAGGAAAAAGCUAUCUUACAGGCAUCUCUGAGGGAAGAGAAGAAACUUCGAGUUGAAAAUGCUAAACUGAAGAAAGAAAUUGAGGUGCUAAAACAAGAAUUGAUCCAGGCAGAAAUUCGAAAUGGAGUGAAACAAGUCUCAGUACCAAGCAGUGAAACACUGUCUACAGUGUCAUUUUCAGACAGUUUUUCUCAAGUAGCAUCUGCUGCAGUAACACCAUCUGUUCCCAAGGACCAACCAAAAGGAACAAAUGAAGAAAAGAAGAAAAAAGACAAAACAGAGAAGAAAGUAGGAGAAAAGAAAGAGAAGAAACAACCGUCAGCAACAAAUGAUGACUCAAAGCCUUUGGAUGUUUCCCGGCUUGAUCUUCGUAUUGGUUGCAUUACUACAGCAAAGAAACACCCUGAUGCUGAUACUUUAUAUAUUGAGGAAGUUGAUGUUGGAGAAGCAAAUCCUAGAACUGUUGUCAGUGGUCUAGUGAAACAUGUUCCUUUAGAAGAGAUACAAAACCGGAUGGCAAUAUUUCUCUGCAACCUCAAGCCAGUAAAAAUGAGAGGAGUGCUGUCCCAGGCAAUGCUGAUGUGUGCUAGCACGCCAGAAAAGGUGGAAAUUCUAGUUCCUCCUAGUGGAGUUGUUCCGGGAGACAGAAUUACAUUUGAAGGUUUUCCUGGUGAACCCGAGAAAGAACUUAAUCCCAAGAAGAAAAUGUGGGAGCAGAUACAGCCUGAUCUUCAUACCAAUGAUGAGUGUGUUGCUAUGUAUAAAGGAGUGCCAUUUGAAGUGAAGGGGAAGGGUGUGUGCAAGGCUCCUACCAUGGCCAACAGUGGAAUCAAAUAAACUCAAUCAGUCAUGGAACAGCUGGAGGGUCAUUUUUAGUGAAAAACAACUAAAAAUAAAUAUUGCCUCACUUCAAA